AUCAGCUGUUCUAAGUUUACAAACACCACAUUUUUGGUAAAUUAUAUAGAAUUUUAGAUAAUAUAAAAUAAACUGACUAUGUAAAGAAGGAGGAUAUCAAAAUAAAUUUUAACAGAAUGGCUGGCACUGAACCUGCAAUGGAGAAUCAUCCCAAAGUCAAAGUGGAAUAUUGUGGAGUUUGUGAUUAUGGCGGUCACUGCUUAGCUCUUGGACAAAUAAUCAGAAAAAAUACUCCUAAUGCCACAAUACACUGUAUGCGUGGGAGACAAGGUGCCUUUGAAGUUGAAGUAAAUGACAAAUUAAUAUACUCAAAACUACAGACAAUGGCAUUGCCAGACUUUAACGAGGUAGCGGAAGUAGUAAACAAUGUUUCAUUAGGGGAGGAGCCUCGGCUAAUAAAAGGACAACAAUCAAUCAACUGUGCAAUAUCAUAAAAUAUAUUCAACUCGUAACCAACUGUAAUAUAAACUAGUCUUAGAUAUAAUAUUAAAAUAUAAAAUGAGAAAAUAACAACUCCUUUUUUUUG
Molecule: messenger RNA, 526 nt
Organism: Spodoptera litura
Lineage: Eukaryota; Metazoa; Arthropoda; Insecta; Lepidoptera; Noctuidae
Product: migration and invasion enhancer 1
Source: RefSeq, a predicted model, not a curated record